Molecule: messenger RNA, 210 nt
Organism: Linderina pennispora
Lineage: Eukaryota; Fungi; Kickxellomycota; Kickxellomycetes; Kickxellales; Kickxellaceae
Product: Bromodomain-containing protein
Exons: 1
Cellular component (GO): SLIK (SAGA-like) complex; SAGA complex
Molecular function (GO): protein binding
Source: RefSeq, a predicted model, not a curated record
AUGGGCGCGGCAUCGGCGCCGUUCCUGACGCAGGUCAAGCGACGUGACGCGCCCGACUACUACGAAGUCAUCGAGAAUCCCAUGGAUCUGAGCACCAUGGCCAAAAAGCUACGCGCGCUGCACUACAACAGCAAGGACGAGUUCUGGACCGACGUGCAGCAGAUCCGCGACAACUGCUAUACGUACAACACGGAGCCCGGGAACGUCUAC